Messenger RNA from Penicillium vulpinum, 552 nucleotides. RefSeq lists its product as uncharacterized. Lineage: Eukaryota; Fungi; Ascomycota; Eurotiomycetes; Eurotiales; Aspergillaceae. The record is from RefSeq and is a predicted model, not a curated record. The transcript has a single exon. The coding region runs from base 1 to 552 and encodes 183 amino acids.
AUGACAGUUGAAAACCAAAAGACAAUUACGCACAACUACAUUGAUAUUCCUAUUAUCGAUAUUUUUGUCGAAUUUGUUGAAAACAACUCCAAUUAUGAAAACAGCGUGAAAUCAAUGCUAUCUGGGAUCCUCACUUAUUAUUUCCCUGCUAACAUGGGCUAUGUCGUUGGUCCUAAACCAAACCGAAACAACAAACAUUUUCAUUUUCUCAUCUCUCGCCUCCAGCGCCACUUUUCAGGGGAUCAGGGCAUCUUCGACUUCGCGUUGGUUAAAGCAAAGCGCCCCACGGAUACCUCAGAAGAGUCAUUGGAGCAGCUGACAGAGGCACUUGAGGAUUCCAACACCGAACAUGGCCGAUUCUGGGCAAUUUUAGCUGUCGACAAGCACCUUGAAUUCUAUGAAUACUACAGAGACCUUCCUAAGAACGAGAAUCUACUGCCCUGGUGUCCGCCCUGCCAAUUUACCAACAGCUUCCACAUCCGUCAUAACUGCGAGGUGAUUGAUUGGGUGUUUAAUUAUAUGAGACAAAAUGGCGUGGCUUCGGCACGAUGA